UCAGUGAUUUAACACCUAAAUUGACUUUAAAAAGAAAUAUCUUGUAUUUAAUGGAAAUUUGUAAGCGCAUCACUAUUUUGAAUAUUAGAUUUAGAUUCUGUUUGAAUUAUUAAUUAUAAAAAUUAAGCAUGUUUAAUUUAUUUUUGCAUAAAAUAAGCAAUAAAACGCAUUCAUACGAAAUCACAUUUAUAUAUUAAACGUCAUAGGACGACACAUAUAAAACUGUGUAACAGUAAAAAAACGCAACGAAAUCACAUUGUGUUAUAAAAAAAUAAAAUGUUCUAAAGUGUCAUUUGUACUAAUUUAUAUAUUUAUCAAACGUACGGCACAUUUUUUACAAUAUUAACAAAUCAUUAUGGACGGCCAAGGUCCAAUAUUUACGGGGCAAGAUUUACCACCUUUACGAAGACCAAAUAUUAGUAUGGAAGAAACAGAAACAGAUUUACAUAAAAAUAAUGAGAUUAAUUCAACUGACAGUAUAGUGUCAAAAAGUAAAUUAUCAGCAGAAGCAAAGGAAUUUGUCCCAAAAGGAAUUUAUAGUCCAAUUCCAACCAACAACAAAUCUGUACAAAAUCGUUUAGAACGUUCAAGAUCUCAACAACAAGCACCUCAAUCAAAUAAUAUUAUUACAGCACCUCAACUUCCUUCAGAUAUUAAUAAUGGUUCUAAUUUCAAUGAUUAUUUCAAUGAACUAGAACAUUUACGUGAAGUGAUUGUAUUACUAACAUCAAAUCCUGGUAAAUUUGAUGAAAAAGUACCUGCUUUGUUGGAUAACUUACGAACAUGUUUGGAUGAUAGUCAAAUGAUGGAUGCAGUGGUUCAAUGUAUUGUCGAUCAAGCAAUUGCUGAACAUAAUUUUGGAUAUUCGGGUGCUCGAUUAUUUGUUAUUUUGAACGCUUAUUCAUCACAAAUGCGAUUAUGCUUAAUGAAUUAUUGCGAUAGUAUUGAAUUCACAGCCCCACAUAGUGACAAAGCACGAAAUUAUACAUUAUUCUUAGCUGAACUUUUUUCACAAUUGGAUUGGGAAGAAGCAUUUGGCGAAUAUUUGUUAAAAAUGUUACAAGUUUUACUUACAUUUGACGGUCCUGAUGAUAUUAAAUGCAUUUGUCAAGUACUCAAAUUGACAGGUAUGUCUUUGGAAGCAUUGAAAUUCGAUGCAGUAUUAAGUAUAGUGAAUCGAUUACAAGACCGAUUGCCUGAUUUACCAACAUCAUGCGCAAAUUUAUUAAAAAAUGUCUUAGAAUUACGUGCCGCACAAUGGGGUCGAAAUAAUAUGCAUCAACCAUCAACAAUACCAAUAACACAUUCCGUACAAUCUGAUUAUCCACCGGAGUCACCGUUUGUACAACGUUGGUCAGAUGGUGGUCCAGUUUUUUAUGGACCCGAUGGUCUCGAAUUAUCUGCUGAAGAGAACGCAUUUUUAACGGAUGUUGCUGAUGAAAUAUCACAUGAUGAUUCCGAUCCAGAUGGAUUAUGGGAUCCUGAUCCUGAAAUGGAUGAAGAAAUGCGAGCAGCUUUUAAAGAAUUUGUUGCUAUGGGCAAAAAGUAGUUAUUUAUAUAAAAUAGAUUGUAGAGUAAAAAAAAAACACGUUUUUUUUAAUUAUUAUUUUGAUAAAUUAUUUUUCUUUUUGUACAAUUUAAUGUUUUGGUUUAGGAAAUUUCUUAGGAUGUUCUUGUGGCGUGACUGAAGAAUUCAUUACACAUAUUAUUAUAGCAUAAAAUACU
This is a messenger RNA of Chrysoperla carnea, 1725 nucleotides long. RefSeq lists its product as uncharacterized. The record is from RefSeq and is a predicted model, not a curated record. Gene Ontology annotation, molecular function: translation activator activity. Gene Ontology annotation, biological process: regulation of translational initiation. Lineage: Eukaryota; Metazoa; Arthropoda; Insecta; Neuroptera; Chrysopidae. The coding region runs from base 356 to 1549 and encodes 397 amino acids. The transcript has 3 exons.